GGCCUAUGCUGUUUGCUGAUGAUUAAUAAUAUUCCUGAGUUUUGGUUAUAAAAAAAACCCUUUUUUUCUUUUAAAUAAUUUUCUUAAGGAAGAAUUUUUUGAGCUCCAUGAUUGCUAUCUCCCUCUAUCUGUUUCGAUAUCCAAUCAAAACUGAACCUACCUGAAAACCAACUAAAACUAACAGCUUUAAAUUUUUUUUCCUUAUUCCAAGCAAAGCUUGAGAAUUUCCUUUGCCUGCUACGUUAUCCACAUGUGUGAUGGAAUUUGAUUUGCACACCUAUCAACAACCCUUUUUUCGGUUUGGUUGGUAUAUACCCAUGAUAGUUUUAAACCGGUAGAGAAGAUAAGUGAAGUGAGAUGAAGAUAAUGGCAACAAGUAACAACAAAUGGAGAUUAACAAAAUUCCCAUUCCUCACCACUACCAGGAAGAGAGUCGAAACUGUAAUGCUAUGCAAUUGCAAAGCCAACAUGUUAAUGCUUAACUCAAAGAAAGCAAAUUUAUGUGCUGCGAAAAAGGAAAGAAUUCAACUGCCAAUAAGUGAUGAUGGAUAUCGUAUAAGUGAAUUUCUAAGUCAUCCUUUUGGAAUUCAAGCUAUGUUAAACACAAAGACACUGGAAAAUUUUGAACCCAUUGAUGCCAACACAUAUAGGUGCUUUCUUCCAAAGGUUCAACUGCUAAAUUUUGAAGCAGCUCCUGUUCUGGACUUAAGAGUCACCCCUACAGAAGAAGAUUGUACUGUUGAGAUGCUUUCUUGCAAGUUUCAAGGUUCAGAGAUCAUGGAACGCCAAAAUGAGUAUUUUUCAGCUUUCAUGAUGAAUCGCUUGACGUGGAGCACAAAUGAAUCUAAACCAUUUUUGGAGGCUGAUAUGAAGUUGAAUGUCACACUUGAGAUUUACACAGCACCCUUUACUUUGCUGCCAGCGUCUGCUGUAGAGGGUCCUGGAAAUUUAAUGAUGCAAGCUCUAGUGGAUAGGCUGAUAAAAUUGCUUCUGAAGCAACUAAUGCAAGACUACUACGAAUGGGAAAAUCAGCAAAUGUAAAAAUGUUCUGUGAAUUUUCUUCAUGAUGGUUGCAUAUUGAGGAUUGAAGCCUUCAGUUUUUCUGGUUGAAAGGGAAAAUCUUCCUCCCAAACUCUUUAACGGCUUUUUAUAUAGCUACUAUAGAAAAUUAACCUAAGGCCUCAGUUCAUGAUUAUUUAUCAGUAGCCUCAGCAAUGCCCUACUUGUGGGUCUUGUUUUUACAUGUAGAGACAUUGCUGUAAUCCCCUUAUUAUGUAUCUUAAUGAAACCUACAGCUGAAACUAAAAUCAGCAACAGUGUGAUUGAUGCUUC
Ricinus communis (castor bean) is the source of this 1332-nucleotide messenger RNA. RefSeq lists its product as uncharacterized. Lineage: Eukaryota; Viridiplantae; Streptophyta; Magnoliopsida; Malpighiales; Euphorbiaceae. Bases 358 to 1041 code for a protein of 227 amino acids. The record is from RefSeq and is a predicted model, not a curated record. The transcript has 7 exons.